Molecule: messenger RNA, 852 nt
Organism: Hyalella azteca
Lineage: Eukaryota; Metazoa; Arthropoda; Malacostraca; Amphipoda; Hyalellidae
Product: single insulin-like growth factor-binding domain protein-1
Exons: 3
Coding region: 186-494 (102 amino acids)
Biological process (GO): regulation of signal transduction; regulation of cell growth
Cellular component (GO): extracellular region
Molecular function (GO): insulin-like growth factor binding
Source: RefSeq, a predicted model, not a curated record
AGGAAAUUGGUGUGUAAAACUCUAUUUCCGUGAUCGAAAUAUUUGUUAUCGUUGCUGUACAUUCUUGACGAACAUUUUGCAGGUGCAUUUUGGAAGUAAAUUUCAAUUAUUAGCAAACAAUAUUUACUCGUCCAUUUGCAAAUCUCGCGCUCAGCAAAUUUCUUGAAUUAGCUUAGGCUGCAGCAAUGAAGGCGUGUACCGUUGCUCUGUUGGUCGCCGCAAGCGUCAUUUGCGCUGCCGAGGCUCUGUCGUGCUCGUAUUGCAGACGCUGGGAGUGCCCUGUCUCUCCACGAAGCUGCCACUGGGGCACAGGUCUCGAUCUCUGCCAGUGCUGCCCAAUCUGUCUGCAGGGUCCAGGAGAGAGGUGCGGGGGCCCGUCUGCCUCUGAUGGGACCUGCGGAACCGGGCUGUGGUGCCAGCCUGACCCUUACGAUAUUCUGCCACCGGGUCUUGAAAGCAACCAGCGUGGCUUUUGCUCCUUUAUUUGGGGUUAACUCGUCGCAUCGAACUUUUUCGUAAUGAUUAGAAAAAUAAUCGUUUAUUAUUAAUAAGGUACGAUGUAGGGAGAGGCGGAAUAGAAACUUUCCCGGGCGAUUCAAAUUUCUGGUCUGAUUUGUUGUCUUGUAGUAGAAGCAAUGCUUUUAGAAACUGCUACAAACGGUUUCGGAAUAAAUGCUUUUUUGUCAAUUUCAUUUUAGGGUAUGAACAUUGCUUCAACCUUUAUGGUUUAUUAUAUAAUCUGUCGCUUAACAGUGAUAACAUUCUUACAUUGUCGCAGUAAAAAUUAAUAGGUAGAUGAAGUAAAUCGACAUACGAAUUAGUGCAGUGUACCGCUGAAUAAUCUACUACAAC